Molecule: messenger RNA, 642 nt
Organism: Pneumocystis jirovecii RU7
Lineage: Eukaryota; Fungi; Ascomycota; Pneumocystomycetes; Pneumocystales; Pneumocystaceae
Exons: 1
Coding region: 1-642 (213 amino acids)
Source: RefSeq, a predicted model, not a curated record
AUGAGAAUUAUUCGUGUCUUCUUCACACUUGUCUUGUUUUCUGUUGCCUGGGCUGCUCAUGAACGGCGUGGUUUCUUUUCUGGAUGGUUUGGUUCUCGAGAUAAAUCUAAAUCAGACACUGCAGCUUUAUCUACAACUCUUCCAACAUCUGGAUUGGAUCAAGCACCUGAUUCUGUUCCUGGUUUAUCUGCACCUGGACUCGGUUCUGGUGGUCUUGGUGGUUCCGGUUCCUCAAAUGCACCUGAUACAAAUCAAAAAGAUUCAAAACCAGAAGGGCAUUUAUCAACAGUUGUUGUUGAAUUGCCUGAUGGGACUACUAAGACUACAACGGGUCAUGUGCAUGUUUCUGUUGCUGUUGUUUCAUCAUAUGAAACAGUGAUUCUAACACCGACUGUCCUUCGUGAAAAUGGGGUGGAUUAUACAGUGACGGCACCAACAACUUUACAAAUUACUAAUUGUCCAUGUACACGGACAGUAUCAUUAUUAUCAUCUACAGCAACUAGAUGUGUAUGUACAACUGAGGUUGUGCUUCUUCAGGCGGUUCCGACAAAUGAAAUGCCGCUAGUAAAUACAGCUAAACGUGCAAAAAUAGGAGCAUUGGGCAUCUGCAUUGGGUUUGUUUUGGUUGCAUUUUUUGUCUAA